Sinocyclocheilus grahami is the source of this 936-nucleotide messenger RNA. RefSeq names its product disintegrin and metalloproteinase domain-containing protein 19-like. The annotation marks the transcript as partial. NCBI's taxonomy places the organism in Eukaryota, Metazoa, Chordata, Actinopteri, Cypriniformes, Cyprinidae. The record is from RefSeq and is a predicted model, not a curated record. Gene Ontology annotation, biological process: membrane protein ectodomain proteolysis. Gene Ontology annotation, molecular function: metalloendopeptidase activity. The transcript is spliced from 4 exons.
GUGUGAUGAGCAGGACUUCUUAACAACUGUUUAAUUUACAUGUGCUUUUGUUUUAUUACAUUCAUGGUGACAAGUGGCUGAAUAUGUAAUUGAUUGGAAAGGUGAAUAUGGAAUAUUGCGGUGAUGUACGAAGUUAUGACUGUUGAACAAUAAAAAAGUUGAAUUACCAAAAAAAAGAAAUAAAUACAUAAUAGUGCUUCCUCUCCCUUUGUGUUCCACAUGGGGUUGAAAGGAAAUGUGAGAGUAAAUGAUACAAUUUAAAUUUUAGGGUGAACUAUCCCUUUAAAUGUUCAGCUAGUCAGUGCAUUGGUUUGAUCUGGUUCCUCCAUGGCUUUAUUGGUAUUUCGUCAGUUGUUUUUGUUGUGUUUGCAGGGGUGUUUCUUUUCAAGGCACCAUCAUUGGUCUGGCUCCCCUUAAAGCCAUGUGUUCUGAAUACCAGUCUGGUGGAGUCAAUUCGGACCACUCUGACAGUGCUGUGGGGGUCGCUGCCACCAUGGCUCAUGAGAUGGGGCAUAACUUUGGGAUGAGCCACGAUAGUCCAGGCUGCUGUCUCGCUCAGCCUGAGAAUGGAGGCUGCAUUAUGGCUGCUGCCACAGGGGAUCCGUUUCCUCGUGUCUUCAACCCUUGCAAUCAGAAAGAGCUGAAGCACUACCUGAGCUCCGGCGGGGGGAAGUGCUUGUUCAACCCUCCCAACACCAGGGUCAUGUACAGGGGCCAGCGCUGUGGAAACGGAUACCUGGAGGAAGGAGAAGAGUGUGAUUGUGGGGAAGUGGAGGAGUGCUCAAGUCCCUGUUGUAAUGCCAACAACUGCACGCUGAAGAUUGGAGCGGAGUGCGCACAUGGAGUUUGCUGUCAUGAGUGCAAGGUGAAUCCCUGCCAGACUCAUCUCACGCUCUUUCUCUACAACCUUUCCUGUGGUGCUGCAUCAGGAAAACU